AUGAUACCGUACCUCGUCCUCCUCUCCAUUUUUGGAGCAUCUGGAGCUCUUCAAGAAUGCCAGCUCAACGAGCUGUGCUCAAAUUGUAGUCUGAAAGCGGAAUUGAGCACAAAAUGCGAGAAAAAUCCAGAAAUCGAGAAAGAGGCCUUCUUAUUCUGCAAUCCAAGGACUAAAAAAAUCGAUAUCGAGCACAGCUCCUAUUUGACAUGUACAAAUGGCACCUGGAAACAAGAGAUUUGCUCAGAAGAUGGGCGUGUCCAUUUCAGUUUGGCUACCAGGGACUGUGUGGAUCCGGCGAUGCAGGUGUUCCAUUCUCAGGGGACCUCUGGGUCCGGUCGAGUCGGUGAUAUUUGCUCAUUUAACACUGAUUGCCUGGGUGGAAUGUUCUGUGCAAUUGGACAGUGUCGUUGUUUGUCAACUUAUGUCGCUGUGGAUGCCUAUUGUUAUGAAAAAAUUUCUCCCAGCGACUCUGGAUGCUUCUACGAUAUUCAGUGUGCAUCGGUUUGGCCAGAUUCCUAUUGUAAAAAUGGGCAAUGUAUGUGCCCGUCGGAUGAUAUGAUUGCUGUUAAGACGAAAGACGGAACUCUCUGCGUAUGGUCCACAUCCGAACCAUCGUGUCCACUACCAUCACUUCCACCUCCGGACUCUCCAUCAAGUCUAGUGGUCCUACCGGCGGCGGCAGGAAAAACGAGUGUCACCAUUGCCCCAUGUAAUCCUCACUCAUCAGACACGCCGAAACGAGAGGAGGACCUUUUGAACAAACAACACAAUUUUAAGUGUUCGGUUCGAGGAUUUGUGAGUUUUCAGUUUGAAAUUCAAUUAGGAGAUGAACCCGAACCACAGGACGUCUCUGAUCUCUACGAUUGCAUUGAUAAUUCAAAAUUCUGGAAGGAUCAAGGAAUGGACACUUCUUCCCACCCGAUUGGCGUGUGUUGUAUGAAUCGAGCAUUCACUUGUAUGCAGCCAAAAAAGGGAGAAUCCGAUGCACUUGGCUCCGUGCCAAGAUGGUAUUUCAAUUCGGUCAUGGGCUCGUGUCAGCAAUUCCUUUUUGAUCCAACUGGUUCCGAAGUGUCGCCGAACAACUUUGAAACUUUGGACCAUUGCGAGAGUUAUUGCAAAGAUAGUGAGUUACGAGCUAAACAAUUGAAUUUGCGAGAUUUUGAGCUUCAAAAUGAGCCUAAAUUUGGCUGGAAUUGUCCGAGUUUGGGCUCAUUUUGGAGCAUUUUUUUCGAAAAAUUCAAAUCGUUAUUUUUAGCCCAGUUAUUUUCAGCCUGUCCCCGUGGAAACCCCGCCUACCUAUCGACGAAAGGCUCACCAAACAGUGCACGUCUUCCACAAACCGGUUGCUCGACGGCAAAUCCAUGUACUGAUCCAUUUGUGUGCACAGAAGUCGCGAGUCAAUCAAUGUGUUGUGCUAGUCGGAAAUCAAUAUGCUCCGAAGCAGGUGCCCGAUUCAAAGACCCCCUUAGAAGUACACCAUACGACGCCGGGCAUCGUUUCGAUCAGUUAACUGGAGAGACAGCUAAUUAUGCUGUUGGAAUAGCACUCGCUACUAUUACAAUCCUACCGACGGCCAGUGUCAUCCAUUCACAUUCAACGGAUUCUUGGGAAAUUUCAAUAAUUUCCAAAAUCAAGCCGAUUGCCAGCUGUUUUGCGCGAGAUGUGAUACAAUGCCCCCAUGGAAGUCCCCUAACCAAUGGAAAUGGCUCUCCACAGAGAUGUGCCCGGGAUACGGACUGCCCAUCGACCCAUACAUGUGCAAUGGAGCAUCAAGUUUGUUGUCCAACGCCUCAAACCCUGUGCACUGAACCACUUCGUGUUGGCGACUGCAAACAGAGUGUCCGCCAAUUCUGGUAUAACGCUGAAACCAAAACGUGCGAAUCGUUCCUGUACACUGGAUGCCAGGGCAACAAUAAUCGAUUCAAUUCGUUGAAUGAGUGUCAGAGUUACUGUAAAAAUAUUAAUGCCGAGCCAAAAUGCCCCCAAGGUCGAGCCUAUGUGGAUUUUUCCGGGAAAUUCAUGCAAUGCGGAGAAGGACUAGGUGGUACGGCGUGUCCAGCCAACUAUGAGUGCACUUUUGAUGGUCUGGUAUACGGUUGUUGUCCAAGUAAAGCCUAUACUUGCUCUCUUCAAGUUAAUAAGGGAAUCGGAUGUGGUUCAGGCUCCAGCUAUCGUUAUUUUUAUAAUAAUCAAGCGAAGGAAUGCCAAAGCUUCCUUUUCUUGGGCUGUGAUGGCAACUCCAACAACUUCCCGUCGAUUGAAAAGUGCCAAAAUUAUUGUGAAAUUGCUAUUUGUCCAAACGGUGGAAGUCCUCUUCGAACCAACUCCAAAGUCCGUUCCUGCUCUACACACGAACCAUGCCCAUCCGGCUACGAUUGUAGUAUUGUAGAAGCCAAUGGAGUCAUGCAGAGACGGUGUUGCCCAUCUAAAGUCUCCAUUUGCUCAAAACCUCCUCAAAUGGGAAUGCUCCCAAAAUGUAGCAGUGGAAGCGGACAAACUAGGUGGGAUACUUUUUUUUUUGUGUCAAUUGGACCACAUUUCAAUAUGGUCCUCAAAAUAUCUGAAAAAAUUCGAAAAAUUGAUCUAGAAACCACAAUAAAAGCAAAAAACCAAUAA
Messenger RNA from Caenorhabditis briggsae, 2616 nucleotides. The transcript has 15 exons. The coding region runs from base 1 to 2616 and encodes 871 amino acids. NCBI's taxonomy places the organism in Eukaryota, Metazoa, Nematoda, Chromadorea, Rhabditida, Rhabditidae. The record is from RefSeq and is a predicted model, not a curated record. Gene Ontology annotation, molecular function: serine-type endopeptidase inhibitor activity.